This is a messenger RNA of Nicotiana tabacum (common tobacco), 1234 nucleotides long. Its product is annotated as 14-3-3-like protein E. The record is from RefSeq and is a predicted model, not a curated record. NCBI's taxonomy places the organism in Eukaryota, Viridiplantae, Streptophyta, Magnoliopsida, Solanales, Solanaceae.
CAGCCACAGCGAAUCUUUUGACGGGUCAGGGUCAACCCGUGAAAUGUGUAAAUUUGCAAAAGUCCGCUUCUCUUCAACUCGCCUUACUAUAAAUAACCCCAUUAGCUAUUCCUUGUUCCUCCACUGCACAAAAAAGCUCUACAAUCAGAGACCAUUAGCUAUACAUCAAUCAGAUAACUAGACAACAAACAUGGCCGAGUCAACACGUGAAGAAAAUGUGUACAUGGCCAAGCUGGCUGAGCAGGCUGAGCGGUAUGAAGAAAUGGUUGAGUUUAUGGAGAAGGUCGCAAAGACAGUAGAUGUUGAAGAACUGACCGUGGAGGAAAGGAAUCUUCUUUCUGUGGCUUACAAGAAUGUGAUUGGUGCAAGAAGGGCUUCAUGGAGGAUAAUCUCUUCAAUUGAGCAGAAAGAGGAAAGCCGUGGAAAUGAAGACCAUGUUAGCAGCAUUAAAGAAUACAGAGGCAAAAUUGAGGCUGAACUCAGCAAGAUAUGUGAUGGGAUUUUGAACCUCCUUGAGUCCCAUUUAAUACCAGUUGCCUCAACAGCCGAGUCUAAAGUGUUUUACUUGAAGAUGAAAGGUGAUUAUCACAGGUACUUGGCUGAGUUUAAGACAGGGGCAGAAAGGAAAGAAGCCGCAGAGAACACUUUAUUAGCCUACAAGUCUGCUCAGGAUAUUGCUUUGGCUGAACUAGCUCCUACUCACCCAAUCAGGCUGGGACUUGCCCUUAACUUUUCAGUGUUCUAUUAUGAAAUUCUCAACUCGUCGGAUCGUGCUUGUAACCUUGCAAAGCAGGCCUUUGACGAUGCCAUCGCGGAGCUGGAUACUCUGGGUGAGGAAUCUUACAAGGACAGUACAUUGAUUAUGCAACUUCUCCGAGACAAUCUUACACUUUGGACUUCUGAUACCACGGUCUCUCUCUCUCUCUCUCAGAAAUACACACCCACCAAUGCAGAUGCACCCACCAACAAUACCGUGCACACGAGCAAAAGUUUUUUGGGAAGUGCAUGACCUUUGUACAUGUACACCCAGGAAAUGGACUAGCUUGAUUGCUAAAUGCCACUCCCUCCGUUUCAUUUAUGCGACACAUUUUACUUCUCGAGAUUCAAACUUUGUGAAGUUUGACCAACAUUUUAACAUUUUUUUAAUCAUAUUGACAUGAGAAGAAUUGUAACUUAUAGUACUUUUUGUAUAAUUUUUUAUAUCUAAAUUAUAAUUUUAAAAUAUUGAGUUGAA